Molecule: messenger RNA, 771 nt
Organism: Dictyostelium purpureum
Lineage: Eukaryota; Evosea; Eumycetozoa; Dictyosteliales; Dictyosteliaceae
Exons: 2
Coding region: 1-771 (256 amino acids)
Molecular function (GO): cysteine-type endopeptidase inhibitor activity; serine-type endopeptidase inhibitor activity
Source: RefSeq, a predicted model, not a curated record
AUGAUUAAAACAAUUUUUGGUUUAUUUUUAGUUGCAGGUUAUACAUUGGGGAGUCAGUUACCAUACUAUGGGGAAGCUACUUAUAAUAAAGGUGCUGGUUCGGGGGUAUGUGGAAGAACUUUUGAUACAAAUAGUGAAGUAUUUGCUUCUUUGCCUUCUUCGUUUUGGAGUACUGGUUCGAAUAGCGACCCAUUGUGUAGUUCGAAAAUAAGAGUAAAAUAUAAUGGCAAAACUAUUGAUGUUCCAGUUCGUGAUAAAUGUACAAGAUGUUCAACAAAUGUAUUAAGCUUAAGUGCACCAGCAUUUAAGGAUCUUGUAGGUAGUUUAAAUGAUGGAAAUAUUGGAAUAUCAUGGGAGUUUAUAAAUGGUGGUAUGGGCGGUACAUCGGGGGGUUCAGGAGGUGGUAAUGGAGGUAAUGGAGGUACCUGUACAAGAAAAGCAAUAGUUGAUGCAGGUCAAGGUUGUUGGGAUGUAUGGACUACAAAAUGUGGAAAUAAAUGGAAUGAAAAUUUAUUCUAUCAAAUUAAUCCAGGUACAGUUUGCACUGCUCUUAAAAUUGGUCAAUCUUUAUGUUGUGAAGGAGGUGGUGGUUCUUCUCCAAGUUCUACAGGAGGUGGUUGCACUAGAAAAGCAACAGUUGAUGCAGGUCAAGGUUGUUGGGAUGUUUGGACAUCAAAAUGUCACAAUCAAUGGGAUGAAAAUUUAUUUUACCAAAAAAACCCUGGCACUGUUUGUACAGCUCUUGCAAUUGGACAAUCUUUAUGUUGUUAA